CUACAUGAUGACCACAGCAACUAGACCCCACUCUCCCCCUAUCUGGGAGCCAGAGUUAGAGUUUGAGCACAUUCCCUGGGGCGAUAUAGUGGAAGCAGAGCAACAAGGCGACAUGGAAACACUGAACAGUUUGAGGGAUAGAUCACUGGAAAUAAGGAAGUCACGCAGAUACCCCGAUGGAUACCAUAGUCCUGUCACGCCCACGGCCUCUCAUACCACCCCCAUCUCUGGCCCAGGCGCAGGCGCAUUCAAAGAGUUAAACGAAGACUAUCCCUAUCUACCCUCACAUUCGAAUGACACACCCUCCCUUGAAUCACCCUUUCAAGCACUCUCCUAUGCACAGGCCCUCGAACCCAGACUCACAAAACGUACUAUGGAGGAUCGUACUUGUCUCUCUCCCAUAGACUACCUGCCCAAACGAAGUGCCUUCUCUAAAGCACCUACCGAUGUGGGACCCAGUAGAUCAUUGUCACCAGCUACCACCACAAAAAUUGAAGCGGAUAUGAUGGAAAUAGAAGCCACCCCUGAUAGUGACAGUCGACCCAAUAAGGCUUCGACAGCUGCACAGCGUCGCCUCUUCCCACCUUCAGUUGAUAAAGUGGAUCCCACUGAAGUGUUACGUUCUGAGAGGAGGCCACGAUCAUCUUCAGUGAGUAGUGGUAGUGGAAAAGAGGUGCUUAGUGGCCAUCAAAUCACCCAAAGGACAAAGCAGAUUGACUAUGGAAAGAAUACAACAGGAUACCAAAGAUAUAUACAGACUGUCCCAAAGUGGAAGCGUACUCGUGACAAUCCCUGGACACCUGAUAAGAGCAAGUCUUGCAGCACACGGUCAUGGCAGGGACAAAUCCGAGUGUGGAGGAGGGCAUUACAUGAGUACGACCCACCCACUGAAUCUGGCUCACAGUUCACCGCCGAGGAAGCUGCUCUCUGUCUCAUGGAUUUUGUCAAGGAAUAGGGUCACAAGAGCACAUCUAGUACAGAACAAUCACAUUACAUGAAGUGUAUUUUAACGGUACAUCACAUGUACUUUUGUAUCUAACAGUAUUAUUAUUAUAAUUAUAGACUCAUGUUCUCUUUAUACUAUAAUUAUGCUUUUCAAUCUUCA
Molecule: messenger RNA, 1105 nt
Organism: Halichondria panicea
Lineage: Eukaryota; Metazoa; Porifera; Demospongiae; Suberitida; Halichondriidae
Product: oocyte-specific histone RNA stem-loop-binding protein 2-like
Exons: 6
Coding region: 5-955 (316 amino acids)
Biological process (GO): mRNA transport; mRNA 3'-end processing by stem-loop binding and cleavage
Cellular component (GO): cytoplasm; histone pre-mRNA 3'end processing complex
Molecular function (GO): mRNA binding; histone pre-mRNA stem-loop binding
Source: RefSeq, a predicted model, not a curated record